ACGUUGGUCACCGUUCCACGCCCGCCAACGUUGACGCAGACGCUGCCAUCAUUUGGCACGUCACUUGUGGAUUUCCAAUGGAGCCGCGGCAAGGCAUCUACCUCUACGUGGCCGAGACGCCCGAGACAACGCCGCGUCAAAACCGCCGGUCGCUGCACGGCACAGGGUCGUCGUCGUCGGCCAACACGACGCCGGGAGGUCGGCGCCCCCCGCCCCCCGAGCCCACGGGCGCCCGCACCGUCUUCACAUCGCCGGGACCGCGCACGGCAUCGCCGUAUUACAUGCACGAGCUUCUGCCAUCAACACCCGAGACGCUUCGGCUCCAGAACGCACCGUCGGCCGACGUGAUUCUCGAAGAGCCCGAGAAGGCCAUGAUGCCCACGGCCGUGCAAGCGAGCUACGACUACCGCGCCAAGACGACCUUUAUUGGGACGAUCGCCGUCAUCAUUGGCGCCUUUGGUGGCACGGGCCUCGGCCUCCUUCUCUCCCACUGGCGCAUUAGCCAAGACGCGAUACUGUGGGUCUCGCUGCCCGGCAACCUCUACAUCCGCGCGCUUCGGUGUCUCAUCGUGCCCAUGGUGUUUUGCACCAUCUCCACGUCGAUCGCGGAAAUUGUGCUCCUCAAGAAAAAGUCCAUCCUAUCGCUCCGGACCGCGGGAACCUUCUUCCUCUCGUCGUUUCUCUCGACCGUGCUCGGCAUGGUCAUCGCGCUCGCCUACCGCAGUCGCUUCAUCGUGCACUGGCCCGACGACGGUGACGUCUCGUCGCCAAUCGUCGCUCUCCGGUGUGCCAACGGCCUGUACCUUGGGGCGCAGAGCAAUGGCACGGACGCCGGCGUGGCCUGCAUUGCUGCCAACGCAACCGUGGCGUCGGCGCACUUUAUCGCGUCGGACGUCAACCACGUGCUCGCGACGCGGGUCACCGCGCAGGCCGUGACGCUCACCGACCAAGUGAUUGGCAUCAUCAGCCUCAUGGUGCCCGACAACAUUUUCGAGUCGCUCGCCGACGGGUCGCUCCUCAGCAUCAUCAUGUUUGCCUUGCCCCUUGGCGUCGCGAUCGCGCGGUCGCAUGCCGGCGAGAUGGAAACAAACGUGCUCCUCAACAUUCUUCGGCAAGCGCGGAAUGCGCUCUUACUUUUGAUCAACGCCGUGCUGGCGACGACGCCCUUUGCCGUCGUCUUUUUGGUCGCCGGUGCCAUCUCGACGUACAACACGAGUGGUUCGACGAUCGUCUCGCAAGGUGGUUUCUUGAUCAUGGCCUUCUUCACGGGUGUACUGAGCCACACGCUGCUACUGAUGCCGUUCCUCUUCUUCCUCUUUACGCGCGCCAAUCCGUACUACUACAUGAAGCAGCUCGUGCCCGCCUACAUGUAUGCGUUCGGCUGCUCGUCGUCAAUGGCGACGUUGCCCGUGGCCGUGGCCGUCGUGCACCAGACGCGCCAAGUCUCGCGCUCGAUGGCGCAGCUCGUCAUGUAUCUCGGGACACCGGUGCACAUGAACGCCGCGGGCCUGUACUAUCCGCUCAUGACGAUCUUCCUCGCGGCCAUGUCGGGCGCCAACGACAAGGUCGGCACGCCGCAGCUGGUGGUGCUUUUCUUUGUCUCGCUCAUUGGCUCGAUGGGCACAGCACCCGUGCCCAACGCAGCGAUCGUCAUGCUCAUGACGGUCUGGAAGACGGUGCUGCCAACGACGCCGCUGCCGUCGUCGUUUGUGUAUGUUGUCGCCGGCGACUUUAUCUUUGAUCGGCUCUCGACCAUGACCAACGUGCACGGGAACAUGUUUGUCACGCGGAUUUUGGCCCAGCGCUACGACGACCCGGUCGAGGCGUGGUCGGACGAGACGAGCGAAGAUGCCCGUACACCAGUCCCGGGCGUUUAGCGAUCUUAUUUCCUAUUACUCGUCUUGCUUGUCGCGUCGUCGUCUAUUGUAAUCGUACCUAAUGCACUCUUUUGCCUAUGCAGCUACG
This is a messenger RNA of Saprolegnia diclina VS20, 1965 nucleotides long. RefSeq lists its product as hypothetical. The record is from RefSeq and is a predicted model, not a curated record. Gene Ontology annotation, molecular function: symporter activity. Gene Ontology annotation, cellular component: membrane. The coding region runs from base 78 to 1877 and encodes 599 amino acids. The transcript has a single exon. NCBI's taxonomy places the organism in Eukaryota, Oomycota, Saprolegniomycetes, Saprolegniales, Saprolegniaceae.